This is a messenger RNA of Chara braunii, 1315 nucleotides long. NCBI's taxonomy places the organism in Eukaryota, Viridiplantae, Streptophyta, Charophyceae, Charales, Characeae. The record is from the annotation of a GenBank genome assembly.
UGAAGAAGAAGGAGGAGGAGGAGAGAAGGACAAGAUGAAAGUAGGUGGAGGAGAAGGAGAGAAGAAGAAGAAGACUAGAGGAGGAGGAGGAGGAGGAGGGCUGCAGUCUGCUCGGUUCAAUUUUUUUUUGGGGCAUGAAAAAAAAAAAAGAGGAAAGGGAGAUGGCAGGCAGCGGGAUAUGGCGGACCAUAUAAUAUGGCUGGCAGAUGUGCGAAAUGGCAGGCUGUAGGAUAUGGUGGAGGAAGAGAGGAUGAGGAAGAAGAAGAUCAAGAAAGGAGGAGGAGGAAGAAUACGAAGAUGAAAGGAGGAACUUCAAGAAGAAGAAGACGAGAGGAGGGGGAGAAGAAGAAGAAGACGAGACGAGGAGGAGGAGGAGGAGGAGGAGAGGAAGAAGAAGAAGAAGACAAGACGAGGAGGAGGUGGCGGAGGGGAGGAAGGAGGAAAGGAAAGGAGGAGAAAGAAGAAGCAGACUUGGAAAAAAAAAAGACGAGAGUUGGAGGAGGAGGAGAGAAGAACGAGGAGAAGGAGGAGGAGCUGCCAAUUGUGUAUGGCGAUGACGAGACAAAAAAAAAGGCCGAUGGAGGAGGAGGAGGAGGACAGAAGAACGAGGAGGAGAAGGAGGAGCUGCCAGUUGUCUAUGGCGAUGAAGAGACAAAAAAAAAGGCCGAUGGAGGAGGAGGAGGAGGAGGAGGCGAGAAAAGAAGAAGACGGAAUGAGGAGGAGGAGAUGAGAGGAGAGAGGGAAGAAGAAGACGAGAGGAGGAGGAGAGGAGAAGAAGAUGAAAUGAGGAGGAAGAGGAGGAGAGGAGGAGAGGAGGAGAAGAAGAGAGCAGGAGGAGAGAAAAGAAGAAGAAAUGAGGAAGAGAGAAGAAGAAGAAGACGAGGAGGAGGAGAGGAGGAGGAGGAGAGAAACGAAGGAGAUGAAAUGAGGAGGAUGAGGAGAGAAGAAGAAGAGGACAAGAGGAGAGGAGGACGACAACAAAGAGAAAAGAAGACGAAAUGAGGAGGAGAGAAGUAGAUAAGAGGAGGAGGAGGAGGAGAGAAAAGAAGAAGACGAAACGAGGAGGCAGCGGAAGAGGAGUGCAGAAGAAUAAGAGGAGCGAAGAAAAGAAGACGAUGGGAAGAUCGACGACGACGUGGCAGAUCAAUGAUGGGCAGUGCGUUGGGAGCUCCACACAAGGAGGAAGAGGAGGUCGGCUAUGCGCAGAGGGCACCUGGAUGACGAUGGGCCAAAGGCAGAUCGAUGACAGCUCGCCAGGGGCAGGUCGAUGGUGGCGGGCAGCUCGAUGACGACGGCAGGGCUUCAAGCUUUGUGC